Molecule: messenger RNA, 825 nt
Organism: Lotus japonicus
Lineage: Eukaryota; Viridiplantae; Streptophyta; Magnoliopsida; Fabales; Fabaceae
Product: protein LOL2
Exons: 4
Coding region: 249-674 (141 amino acids)
Source: RefSeq, a predicted model, not a curated record
GAGUAACUUCCGGAAAAAGUCCCUUUGAUGAGGCGAACCACCGUGCUUGCUCUUGCCGGAGACUUGGGCCCACCACCGUUCAUACAUGGACAUUCCACAACAAUUAAUGAGCUGAAGUUUUUGUUUUUCAUUUUUGAUUGAAUAAGGGACCAUUAUCAAUUCCUAAUCCUAAAAAUAAAAGUGUUGAAACUUGCGGGGUUAAGUGUUUACAGUCAAGUCAAAAGUGCGGAGCUAAGCACAGAGCGAGGAUGCAAAGUCAUGAAGCAGAGAAACAAGAAGACGGUGAUGGCCCACCGCCGGGGUGGCAACCAAAGAAAGAAGAAGACGACGAUGGUCCACCGCCGGGGUGGCAAACAAUCCUCACUCCGCCACCGUCACGUCCAUCCGGUCUAGCUCAAAUGGUUUGUGGUUCUUGUCGUCGCCUGCUUUCAUAUCCACGAGGUGCCAAACAUGUCAAAUGUUCAUGUUGUCAGACUGUCAACAUUGUAUUAGAAGCUGAUCAGGUUGGGCAAGUUAAGUGUGCGAGUUGUGCGGUAUUGCUAAUGUACCCUUAUGGUGCUUCACAAGUUAGAUGUUCUGCAUGUCGAUUUGUGACAGAAAUCGGGGAACACAACAAGCGCCCUCCAUGGUCUGUACAACAAAGGAAACCAACUCCUGCCCAAACUGGUUGUUAGUGGUCUGUCCAUUGGCCUAUUAGCUUGGCCAUCCUUGUAUAACAAAUUAGGAAAAUUGUGAUCUCAAAAUUGUUAUCCAUAUGGAAUUAUUUGUUAAUGUCAAGUUUUCUAAGUAAUAUUCCUAUAAUUUUUAGAUUGUUUUACUUAAGAA